Messenger RNA from Aplysia californica (California sea hare), 493 nucleotides. RefSeq lists its product as uncharacterized. The transcript has 2 exons. The record is from RefSeq and is a predicted model, not a curated record. Bases 27 to 398 code for a protein of 123 amino acids. Lineage: Eukaryota; Metazoa; Mollusca; Gastropoda; Aplysiida; Aplysiidae.
AAAUCCAUGUCCAUUUGUUCACCUGUAUGUCUUCCUCCCCAUCCCUAGACUGGCAAAAGUACUUCCUAUGGCCGCAGACGUACAAAGCCUGGCUACAGAGUGAUCUGCCCCUGCUGGUGGUGACCUAUGAAGACUUGGUGGAAAGUCCUCUCACACAUAUCAUGCAGAUUGUCAACUUCUUGAUGCCUGUGCCGGACAGAAUCGAUUACGAGUGCGCCAUGGAAAUGAGUCGAUCAUCCCCCCAACUGGUGUACGAUUACCGGGAAAUCACCGGCAUUUACAGCAAGGAGAGGCGCAGGAUCAACCGGAAUAUCGACGAGCUGGUGGAAGUCGCCAGGACCAAGUACCCCGGUAUCGUGAAGAGGCUGGAGAGCUAUAGAGCGUACAGCGCCGCAUAACGAGGAAACACGAUUACAAAAUGUGUCAGGACGUGGUAGAGUAGGAUCAGGCGCUCGUCAAUGUUUGGGCGUCUUUUUUAGUUAAGUUUUAGUAG